AUGACAUGUAACAGAGAAUCCGGCGACUCAAAAUAUUGCAUAAGAGGCUUCUUGAAAAAAAAGGACAAAUCUGAAGAUAAAUGCGACUCCAAGCAAGACGACCUGAGCGCUAGAGUGGACAAUACCCCACAUGAAUCUCGUAUCAUCAAUAACGACACGCCGACUGGUUCUCACAAAGAGGGCAGCUGCAGCAGCAGUGAAUCUACAAUUGAAGAGAACAAGACUCAAACGGAAUCGACCACAAAACAUAAAAGCACGGGAGAUGACUCUAUAUUUCCUUUCUUCUUCACACUCUUGCUGUCAUUUUUCUCUUUAUUGUUCUCUUUGAUAUUUUUCUUUGUCGUUGAUUUUUCAAAUCUGCUAGAGAGUUUCAAGCCCUUUCUGAAGUGGAGUGUUGAAUCUUCCUGGAGGAGUACAUGUCUUAGAAUAAUCGUGUGCUGCACUUUGGCCUACAUUGUUUGUGCAUGCGUUAUAAAUACCAAUGAGGACGUGCAAAAUAAUCUGGUGCUAAUCGGGGAUGAGAACGCAAAAGUUGAAUGUUGCAUUAAAGCGAACAAAACUCCUACUGAAUCUACAAACAAAGCAAACAACACUACAAAUAAAUCUACCAAAGAAUGCAACAAAUUUCCAACAAAUACUACCUUUGAGGCGAGCAAUACUCCCUUCACUACCAGAGAUGGACCAUCAGAAAGUAAACAAUCAAAGACAAAAACAUCAAAGAGAAAAACUAUAAAAGAAAAAAAUACUACAACUAAAUUAACAUUAAGAGAGAACAGUACUCUACCUGAAUCUCCAAUCAAAAACAGCAUUGCUCCAAAAGAAUUUCAUAUCGACACUCUCUCUACCAUAACAGAGAAACCGUCAAAAAGAAAAACAUCAAGGAGAAAAAUCACCAAAGAGAAAAAGACUGCAACUGAAUCUACCUACAUCUCGAACAAUGCUAUAACUGAAACUUCCAUCAAGGCAAACAACUCUCCAACUAAAUUGAACAUUAAAAAAGAUAACAACGCCCAACCUAAAUCUACCAUCAAAGAUAAUAACUCUCCAACUGAAUAUAUAACCAAAGACAACAACACAUCAAAUGGAUCUGCCAUCAAAGACAACAACACUAAAACUGAAUCUACCAUCAAAGACAGCAACACUCCCUCUACAAUCAAAGAAAAAUCAUCAAAGAGAAAAACAUCAAGGAGAAAAACCGCCAAAGACAAAAACAUCGCAACUGAAUCUCACUUAGAAGAGAACACCACUACAACUGGAUCUAGCAUCGAAGAAAAAAGCUCCUCAACUGAAUCUGCGAUCGAAUACAACAGCACAUCAACUGAAUUUGCUAUCAAAGACAAGAACUCUCCAACUGAAUGUACCAUCAAAAAGAACAACUCUACAGCUAAAUCUGCCAAUAAAGGCGGCAAUUCUACAACUGAAUGUACCAUCAAAAUCAGCAAUUCUACAACUAAAUGUACCAUUAAAGAGAACAACGCUACAUCUGAAUCUACCAUCAAAGUCGAAAGAACUACAGCUGAACGAACCAUCAACUGUAACGACACUACAACGGAAUCAACCACCAAAGACAGAAACUCCACUACUGAAGCUACCAUCAAAGAGUACAACCGUUCAAGUGAACCUACCAUCAAAGAUACCAAUCUUCCAAUUGAACCUACCAUCAAAUACCACAACAUUCGCACUGAACCUAGCAUCAAAGACAACACCUCUACAAUUCAUUGUACCUUUAAAGAGAAAAACACUUCAACUGAAUGUCCAAUAAAAUGCAACAACUCAACAAGUGAAUCUACUAUCGAAUGCAGCAGCACUACUAAUGAACCUGCUAUUAAAGAGAACCACACUCCAUCUAGAACCCCUACUGAAGAGAACAUCAAUCUACCCGUGAAAGUGAACAUCGCGCAGGCAGAAUAUCCGGUACGAUCCAGAAACCAAAAGUUACUACCAGACGGGAAACACAGUUUUUCGAGUCAGAUUCCAAGCAGCCUGAAAGGAACCACUGAUGGUCCUGUCAUGCAAGAGAGCACCUGCCUCCCUGAGAUGCUCCUGAUAAAGGCUGGAGAUGUAGAGCGAAAUCCAGGGCCAUUCGAUAGAUCAGCGAGUAUUCAAGAACAAGAACUGGUAAACCUGGCGUACGAUGUGCCUUCAUCAAAAUACACAGAGCUGUGCAUUGCCCUUGAUGUAUCGUACAAUAAGAGCCAAACCAUUCUUGACAGACAUCACUGGGAUUUUACAAGAUCACUAAUUGCGGUAUUUUGUGAAUGGAAGAACAGACAAAGGGAUGGCACAGAUUGUCGUCAAGUUAUGGCUGCGGCGCUCCGGGGUGUUCACCUUGACGCAUUCGGUGACAAAAUGUCCGGAGAAUAG
Strongylocentrotus purpuratus (purple sea urchin) is the source of this 2364-nucleotide messenger RNA. Its product is annotated as cell wall protein AWA1-like. Lineage: Eukaryota; Metazoa; Echinodermata; Echinoidea; Camarodonta; Strongylocentrotidae. The transcript has 5 exons. The coding region runs from base 1 to 2364 and encodes 787 amino acids. The record is from RefSeq and is a predicted model, not a curated record.